Messenger RNA from Monopterus albus (swamp eel), 3995 nucleotides. Its product is annotated as forkhead box protein J3-like. Bases 599 to 2320 code for a protein of 573 amino acids. The record is from RefSeq and is a predicted model, not a curated record. Lineage: Eukaryota; Metazoa; Chordata; Actinopteri; Synbranchiformes; Synbranchidae. Gene Ontology annotation, biological process: regulation of transcription by RNA polymerase II. The transcript has 13 exons. Gene Ontology annotation, molecular function: DNA-binding transcription factor activity, RNA polymerase II-specific; RNA polymerase II cis-regulatory region sequence-specific DNA binding. Gene Ontology annotation, cellular component: nucleus.
GGAACUAGUUGAAUGGUUGUGAUUUCAUUUUUCCUAUUGUGGUGCAUGAAUUUAUCUUCAACGUGCUCCGGCUGCCGUUGGAAGUAGUUCCGGUGGUGUAGCAGCCGAGCGGAGCACCGAGAGACCCGGGAUCUUCGUGUUGUGAGCGCAAAUGCGAAUAGCGGGUCGAGCCCGGCUGUCAUGACUGUCAAACGACCACAGCAGCGGUCAGUUUGACGCCUGCAGAGCAACGUGCACGCAGACCAAGUGACAGCGUAAGGGCACCGCUGGAGCUUUUGUCUUCGACUGGAUUUUUCAAGUGCAGAAUAGGCGUCUGGAGCUCCUGAACCAGAGUACCACAAAUCGAGCCGGUUCCUAUUCGUUUACCACGCAGUGGCAAAAUGAAGAACUUGUGAACAUGCACGAGGGAAGGACUCUGCCUUUCACAGUGGUGACUUCCCCAGAUGCUUUGGCACAAAGAAAGAUGGAAAGGAAUGGGAAGAACUUGAGCCAAAGCUGCUGCACAGCACCCAUUCAGUGAGCCAACAGGAAAUCCUUUAUAGGCAACCUCGCUGAACCUCUCAACGUUUCCUUUUGACACCUUGACCUUCAAAGCACCAUGACCUCUGAGCUGGAGAGUAGCCUGACAUCAAUGGACUGGCUGCCCCAGCUCAGCAUGAGGGCAGCCAUCCAGAAGGCAGGCACAGGACACCACCACCACGUACACCACCACCACACUCACCAUCCCGGGCACGGCCCUGCCAAGAAAAUUGCCCAUCUGGAUCCAGGAACAACGCUGGACCAGGAAGAAGCUGCACAGCACAGAGAUGGUAAACCACCCUACAGCUACGCCAGUCUCAUCACCUUUGCCAUCAAUGGCUCACCGCGCAAACGGAUGACCCUUAGUGAGAUCUACCAGUGGAUAUGUGACAACUUCCCCUACUAUCGAGAGGCAGGCAGUGGCUGGAAGAAUUCUAUACGACACAAUCUGUCCUUGAACAAGUGUUUUCUCAAAGUGCCUCGCUCCAAAGAUGACCCUGGAAAAGGUUCCUACUGGGCCAUAGACACCAAUCCUAAGGAGGACACAGUACCCAGCAGGCCAAAGAAGAGACCGCGCUCUGGAGAAAGGGCGUCGACUCCUUACAGCCUGGAGUCAGAGUCUUUGAGGAUGGACUGCAUCAUGUCAGGAGGGGCAUCUCCUACUCUGGCCAUCAAUACUGUAACCAACAAGGUAGCACUGUACAACCCUGAGGCAGAAGGCAGUGAGAGUCCUGGGAGUCUGGGUGGCAGCCUGAGCAACAGUCUCUCAGAGCAGAGUUUGGCGUCCGUCAACCUUAACAACCUGAACACUGCCGUCAGCAGCAGCAGCAACGUACACAGCUACACACCGGACCUCAGCGCUUCUUUCCGCAGCCUUUACAAGUGUGUCUUCGAGCAGUCCUUCUCGCAGCAAGCGGGUUUGAUGGGCAUGCCCAUUGACUCCAGCCAGCAGCCCCGGACUGCCUGCUCCUACCAGCACUCCCCUGGUGUGGGAGGCAGCGGCAGCCACCACCACCAACACAACCACGGCCAGUCGUCCCACCACCCCCAUCUCCCUCAACAGCACCUCCCCUCUCACCCCACUCAUAGCCAGCACCAGUCGCAUGGUCAGCACCAACAGCACUCGUCUCUCUCUCACCAGAGUCACACUGGACAGACCUGCACCGCAACCGGUUUGUCGUCAGACUGGUACCCCAAUCUGGACUGGCUGAAAGAAAGCUGCCGCAUUGCUACCAGCUAUAACUGGGCUGACGUGGACCUCUCCCCAUUUCAAGGUCUAAAGGAAAGCAUGCGACAGGCUGAACUCAACAACUGGUCACUGGAUGCUGCCCAGAUGGCUGACCUGUGCUCCUCCAUUAACCAGUUCUUCACAGCCACAGGCGUCAUCCCCCCUCAAAGCGCCACCCACCCACAACCUCAGGUCCAACACCCGACUCCACCAGGGGCGCCACAGCACCCGGCUCAGCCGCACAGGGCGAUGCACCCAAAGGCCAGCCAGCACAAUCAUCACGGACAACACAACCAACACAACCAACACAUCAGCACCGGAAACAUGUACAUGGACUCCAGACAAAACAUCUCUCCUCUAAUGGGCCCACCAGGAUACCCCCACAUGCCUCCCAUGAGCAACACGGCUCCCACAAUGACAGGUGACUCCUCCCUCGCUCUCUUGACAGGUCAUCCCAGCCAGCUGAGCCAGCAGCAGCAACCGCACACUCUGCCUCCGGGACACUUUCAGGUGAGACGCAUGCUCACAGCGGACGACAUCCAGGACGACUUUGACUGGGACUCCAUUGUCUAAAGUGAGCCAUCGGUUGAACGGAGGGAUGAGGAGAGAGACUGGAGAUGAGAAGGUGACACAGAGAUGAUGUGAUGACGGGCGAGAUGUGGAGCCAGCCAGCCUGCCCGUGUGACCAGUGUGAUAAAAAACAGAAGACAAUCCAACAGAAAACUAAUGGAAAGUACAUUUUUAACAAUUUUGCUGGCCUUUUUUUUUCUGGUACAAGUGGAUGAGGACUCUUAAGACAAUCAUUUAAAAAACAAGACAAAUAAAAUUAGACCAAGCCAAGAUGUAAACACACAUUGUCCGAAGCAAAAGGACAUCUGAAGUACUCUGAGUUGUGUCACGUUGUGUUCCCCAGUGCCAACAGGGUUACAAGUCACCAAAGUGUUGUUAAAUUGUCUGUGAAUUGUUUCCUUUUUGUAUUCUUAAAUCUUUGGUUUGACCAGCUACUGUACAUCUCGUGUCCCAUGUCUGUAAAUUCCAACACCUUUGUCUUCGUCUUUAAUGUCUUUCACACACGAUUUCAUUCUUUUCUCCUUGUGACAUUUCUUUGUUCAUUCUGUUACAGGACAUCUUUGUGGCUCAUUUACACUCUAGUUAAAGGGAGGAUUUUUGGAGAAGAAAGUCAACGUGCUCAGCUUGAGUUAGUAACAGUUGAGUGGAGCACCACCUGCUGGUUAAAACAGGCACUAUUUUGGUUCCUCUGCCUACAAAAGUUCUAUGCACCACAAUCUGUUCUUUCUUUAUGUCUUCUGUCGCUCAAUUUUUCAAAAACUUUUGUUUAUUUUAUCAUUUUAAAUGUCACGUUUGUGUGUGGGGGGGGCAGUCCAUGGUGCCAUGUUCUCAGGGUGUGACAUUCAUGUACUGUACAUCUUUGUCAUUCCGUCUCUACAGUGUAUAUGUGAAGCUGUGUGUUGUACGGUGCUGUCAGUGUUCACUUCCUGUUGGUGAACAGCAAGUGACUGUGGUUCAACGGUUUAAAAUAUUCAUUUGUCAUCUUAUAAGCUAACUAAUAUACUCUGGGGGAGGGGGAUCAGUAGCUCAAACAGCCACCACUUAAAUUGAAAGUGAAAAACUGGCUAGACCUGGACUUUGACAACAAUAAUACAUUGUUUUUGAGAUAUAUUUCAGUUUUUCAAAGGUGUCAAAAUUUUGGGAAAGUGCAUAUCAAUUAUGAGCAGGCAAAGGAGGUUGACAGUGAUUUCAAGUUGCCUCGUUUAGGACAAGGUGAGCAGUUUUUGCACAAGCUUGAUUGCACCUAGUGAAUGAGAAGAAUGAAAGAAAAGACAUUUCAAAAAAAUAGUCGAUAAGCAAAGGAUCAAAGACGAAGCAAAAGUCUUAAAUACUCAGCCUUUUUUUUUUUACUGUGAUGUUUAGUUUUGUCUGUGUACAAGUGUGUAUAGUCGUCUCUGAUUUCCUUUAGCAUACAGUUCCAUACAGAUUAAAAAAAUACACAUAGAAACAAAUAAUUGGUUUUGUAUUAAGUGGGUAUGGGACCUUAAAUUGCUGUUUGCUUUGGAAGAGCUCUGUGAUUGUUUGGAUGGUCAAAACGCGGUCUCGUUGUAGAAAAAAAAAAGAAAAAUAUUGUAUUACAGUGACCAGCAUAUAUAUCUUGAAUGUUUAUGUGUUGUUGUUCUUGUAAAUAACAGUAUGUUGCUUCUCUGUUUGCCCUCGAAAAACAGACUGAUCAAAA